UUUGACUUUUCAAGAAUGGCAGGUAAAAUCAUACUGCCUAUACUGCUUCUGUCACUUUCAGCUGGAGUGACAACUCAGACAUUAGCUGGAGCGACAACUCGCAAUUCAACUGGAGUCACAAGUCCAACUGCAGCUGGAGCGACAACUCGCAAUUCAACUGGAGUCACAAGUCCAACUGCAGUUGGAGUGACAACUCGCAAUUCAACUGGAGCGACAACUCGCAAUUCAACUGGAGUCACAAGUCCAACUGCAGUUGGAGUGACAACUCGCAAUUCAACUGGAGCGACAACUCGCAAUUCAACUGGAGUCACAAGUCCAACUGCAGUUGGAGUGACAACUCGCAAUUCAACUGGAGCGACAACUCGCAAUUCAACUGGAGUCACAAGUCCAACUGCAGUUGGAGUGACAACUCGCAAUUCAACUGGAGCGACAACUCGCAAUUCAACUGGAGUCACAAGUCCAACUGCAGUUGGAGUGACAACUCGCAAUUCAACUGGAGCGACAACUCGCAAUUCAACUGGAGUCACAAGUCCAACUGCAGUUGGAGUGACAACUCGCAAUUCAACUGGAGCGACAACUCGCAAUUCAACUGGAGUCACAAGUCCAACUGCAGUUGGAGUGACAACUCGCAAUUCAACUGGAGUGACAAGUCCAACAGCUGGACCCCUCUACCCAAUUAGUGGAACAACAAGCUCUCAGUCAGAUGAUGGAAGCUCCCCACUUAUUCAACUCCUACAAACCUUUAAUUAUUUUGGCCAGUCAUACUCUCAGAUUUACGUGAACCACAACGGACAUCUGACCUUUGAUGCACCAUUGGGUAGUUAUGUUCCUCAACAAUUUCCAAUGUAUGGAAACAGAGACAUCAUUGCCCCGUUCUGGACCGAUUUAGACAACAGAGGCAAUGGUAACAUCUACUAUGCUCAGUACACCAGCGGCUCUCUUCUCCAGCAAGUUACACAGGACAUCAAUGCAUACUUCCCAACACUUAACUUUCAUGCCACCUGGAUCUUUAUUGCAACAUGGUAUGAAGUUGCCUAUUUUCCAAUGACUGGAACACGAACAACCUUUCAGGCAGUUUUGACUACCAAUGGCCAAUACUCAUUUGUGCUGAUGAAUUAUGGGUCCAUAGCAUCCACAUUAUAUUCUAUUCAGGCUGGAUAUGACACGACUGAUUCCUCCAACCACUUCACCAUCCCUGGAUCAUUCUCUAGUAAUGCAACCGGACCCUACUCAGUUUUCAGCCUCGAUAGUAACGUCAAUGUACCCGGUCGCUGGGCCUUCCGUGUAGAUCAUGGUUCAAGAGGCUGCACUUUCAAUGGUCAACCUGUUCAACGAGGUGACUCUUUCUGGAGUGACAGCACCUGUGCACAAAAGUGCACCUGUACCAGAGCAGGGCUGCAGUGCUCCAACGACCCAUGCUCCUUUUCCCAAAUCUGCCUGCCAACUUCCUUUCAGUACUCCUGUCAGACAGUGCAAAGACGUACCUGCACCAUCAGUGGGGAUCCACAUUACUACACCUUUGACAACUCAGUAUUUCACUUUCAGGGCACGUGCACUUAUGUUCUGUCAGAGCAGUGUCAGAAUGAGCUGCCCUACUAUAGAGUGGAGGGGAAGAACGAGCAUCGUGGCAGCACUCACGUUUCUUGGACACGACUGGUCAAAGUCUUUGUCUAUGAUGAAACUAUUGAGCUUGUAAAAGGACAUCCUGGUGAGGCUAAGGUGAAUGGAAGCUUUGCAACAGCUCCAUUUUCCCUCAGAAACGGCUCUAUCCAGGUUUAUCAGUCAGGUUUCUCUGUGAUUGUCAGCACUGACUUUGGCUUGAUGGUGUCUUACGACACGUCUUCAUAUGUCCGGAUCAGUGUUCCCUACACGUACCUGAACAGCACAUGUGGCCUCUGUGGAAACUUCAACAAUCACCCUGAAGAUGACUUCCGAACCCGUCAAGGUGAAGUGGUGAGCUCUGAUGUGGUUUUUGCCAACAGCUGGAAAGCAUCUGGUGAUGAUGAGCCUGGCUGUGAGGCUCAGUGUGGAGGGCUGGCCUGUGCAGUCUGCACAACAGCUCAGCUAGCACGGUACAGAAAUUCUGCCCACUGUGGUAUUAUUGAGAACAAUUCAGGACCGUUUGCUGCAUGCCACCAACAACUCCCUCCAGGACCUUUUGUGGAGAGCUGUGUGUAUGAUCUGUGUGUUGGCGGAGGGUAUCAGCCCAUUCUGUGCCAAGCCCUAAAUGUCUACUCAAGUCAAUGUCAACAAAAUGGUAUCCAGCCACAAAGCUGGCGAAGUCCUGGCUUCUGUGAAAUCCCUUGCCCUGCCAAUAGCCACUUUGAGGCCCAAGGUACAGGAUGUCCACCCACAUGUGUCAACCCUAAUUCCAGCCAGAGCUGCCCCCUCCCUAAUCAGGAGAGCUGUGUCUGCAAUCAAGGCUACCUCCUGAGUGGUGGGGUCUGUGUCCAUCAUGCUGACUGUGGCUGCACCUUUGAGGGUCACUACUACCACUCAGGAGAAACUGUCAUACUGGAUGCAGACUGUGGGCGGCGCUGUACAUGCAGUUAUGGCUCCAUGACCUGCAGCCCUCAUAGAUGUGGUCAACAUGAGUCCUGUGGGCUGCAGAAUGGAGAAAGAGGAUGCACACCAAACAACUUUGCAACAUGUUGGAUAAGAGGCCCAGGAUCAUAUGAUACAUUUGAUGGGCAGAUCUACCAGUACCCAGGAGCAUGUCGCUUGGCCCUUGCCAAGGUUAUGGUAUCUUCUAAUCACUCGUACUUCAUGGUUACUGCGGAAAAAGUUCCAAACAGGGUUCAGAGUUUUUCCAAUGUGCUGAAGUUUGAAGCAGAGGGAACACAGGUUGCCAUUGAGUUGGCCAGCAGUAGCACUGUUCGGGUUGAUGGUCAGCUGAUCAGACUGCCGUUCAGCUCUGGGUCCAACAGAAUCCGCAUCUUCCAAAGCAGCACUAACAGUAUCAUCCUUCGCACAACCUUUGGUGUAACUGUGCAGGCUGUCUGGCCCCACUUUGUGGGUAUCACUGCACCAAGUGUCUACAGUGGAUUAUUAGGUGGACUUUGUGGAAACUACAAUGAUGACCAACAUGAUGAUUUCCGUACACCCAAUGGAACUCUGGUCGGUGAUUCUCAGGUGUUUGGGGACAGUUGGCGAGAAGGUUCCCUGGCAGAUUACUGCGUGGAAAGCAGAUAUCAUAAUUCAACUGAUAAUUUUUAUUCCAAUGAGUACUGUGGAGUUCUUAGCUCACACAAUGGACCAUUUACAUCAUGUUGGAGUACAGUGGACCCAGGGAAGCAGGUAGAUGCAUGUGUAGAAAUCCUCCAAGGCUCCAGAGAUCCAGCAUCAACGCUUUGUCAGGUCCUACGAGAUUAUGCACUCAUGUGUCAACACAACGGGGUUUCCCUGGGACAGUGGAGGAAUGAAACUGGCUGUGAACUAACCUGUCCUCCAAACAGCCACUAUGAACUCUGUGGAAGUUCAUGUCCAUCUUCUUGCCCAAGCCUCUCUUUCCCCUUCACCUGUGACACUCGGUGCCAAGAUGGCUGCCAGUGUAAUGAUGGAUUAGUCCUCAAUGGUAACCAGUGUGUGCCACCAACAUCAUGUGGAUGUUAUCAUGAAGGACGCUAUCGGCAAGCUGGUGAACAAUUCUGGGUUGGUGACCAAUGUCAGAGCAAUUGCACCUGUAAUGGUGUAACUGGUGUAGUCCAGUGUUCCCCCAACGCAUGUGGACCUCAGGAGUCCUGCCGAAUUGUUCAGGGUGAGUUUGGCUGCCAUCCCAACCCUCGCGGCACCUGCUCUGCCUCUGGAGACCCUCACUACCUCACCUUUGAUGGCAAGGCCUUUGACUUCCAGGGAACCUGCCGCUAUGUUCUGGCAACAGUUUGCAAUGACACCGAUGGACUCCAUCACUUUUCUGUGAAAGCAAAGAACGAACCAUGGUUUGGGUUGCCAGUUUCUAUCACUGCUGAGGUUUUUGUUGAUGUCUUGGGCUAUGAAGUGCGUAUGUCCAGACACAACAUUGGUACUGUGGAGGUGAAUGGAAUCUUAAGAAACCUGCCAGUUGUCUUUAAUGGGAGUCUGUCUAUUUUUGGAAGUGGAUCCCAAACAUUUGUCAAUGCAGACUUUGGACUGAGAGUCACAUAUGAUGGAAGUAGCACAGUGUCCAUUUCUGUACCUCCAAACUACAGAGGAAGAAUGUGUGGACUUUGUGGAAACUUCAAUGGAAAUCAAAAUGAUGACUUCCACACCCCAAGUGGAGCAAUGGUCAACGCUGCAGAUGAUUUCGGGUCAGCUUGGAAGGUUCCUGGGAACUAUACCUGCAGUGAUGGCUGUGGCUCGUCCUGUCCACAAUGCAACGAUGACCAAUCUGCCAGGUCCCAAUGUGAGGUGAUUCAGGCAGCUGAUGGCCCCUUCAGCUUCUGCCACGAGGAGGUGGAUCCAGCACCGUAUUUCAGUGACUGCGUCUUUGAUGUAUGUGUGUCGCGAAAUCGAGGCAGUGAUCUUCUGUGCAGGGCUCUUGAAACGUACGUCAGUGCCUGUCAGUCUGCUAAUGUCCAAAUCUACCCUUGGAGACAAAACACCACCUGCAGAAUUGACUGCCCAGCCAACAGCCAUUAUGAGCUGUGUGGAACCGACUGUGGCAACACCUGUGCCAGCAGCAUUGAUGCCACCUGUGACCAUGUUUGCUCUGAGGGAUGUUUCUGUGAUGACGGUUUUUCCAGGAGUGGAGCAAGCUGUGUUCCUGUGGAGAGCUGUGGCUGCCAGUAUGAUGGCUUCUACUUCAAUGCUACGGAAUCCUUUUGGACAGACGGAUGCUCCCAGCGAUGUGAAUGUCACGCAAACAAUGUUCUGCUCUGCAAUCCUUCAUCCUGCACUCCUGCACAACAAUGCACCAUCAGAGAUGGCCAGCUGGGCUGUUACGACGCAAUGUCUACCUGUAGUGUAUGGGGUGAUCCACACUACAUCACCUUUGAUGGAGCCCUGGCUCAUUUUCAGGGAUCGUGUUCUUACGUCAUAACUGAGAGCCACAGUGACAAUGAAACCCAUUAUAGAGUUGUGGCCACCAACAAACACAGAGGAAACAACCGUGUGUCAUUUGUGUCAUCAGUUGAUAUAUACCUCACAAAACCUCCAGAGAGUGUUCAUGUCAGGCUCGGGCCUAACAAGAGAGUGCAGGUAAAUGGAGCUGAGGUUUCUCUUCCCACCACUGCUGGAAGCUUAGUUCAGGUGAAGAGGCAGGAGAGUUACUUAGUGUUUGAAGCUGUUGAUGUCAUAGUCCAGUUUGAUGGCUACAGCACUUUACUGGUCAGGAUGGCCCGCCACUUUCAGAACAGAGUCACUGGGAUGUGUGGGAACUUCAAUGGUGAUCCCAGUGAUGACAAGGUGUUGCCCAACGGUGCAUUGGCCCAAAAUGACAAUGACUUUGGCCACAGCUGGAAGUCAGAGACAAGCCAAGCAGGAUGUGGAUCCACUGAUCAGGAAAGUGGCGAUGUAUUGAGUGACUGUCGCUUUAGAGAGGAAUACACCGAACUCUGCAGAGUCAUUACCAACACCAGCGGUCCAUUCAGUUCCUGUCAUCUGCACUCUGACCCGCAGCCAUUUUUCACUUCCUGUGUUUAUGAUCUUUGCCUCUACACGCCAGCCAAUGGCAUGCUGUGUUCUGCUGUUUCUGCUUAUGAGAAAACCUGCUCCAUUUUGGGCCUGAACAUCCCUGACUGGCGACCUCCUUUGCACUGUGCUGAGACAGACCCAUGUGAACAGCUGGACUGUGCAGAGUAUGAGUGGUGUGGUAAGAAAGAUGGUGUGUACGGCUGUUUCUGUGAUGAAAACCAUCAUAGACCCAACAAUGAGAGCUACGAUUCGAACAUCAUAUGCUCCAGCAGUUCAGGCACCAUGUCAGUAUCUCGCUGCCAGCUGUUUGAAGCUGGUUUCCACUCCAGCGCUCUCCAUCUCCAAGAUGACUCCUGCAAUGGGACUCUCCAGGAUGGACGGCUCGUGUUUCACUUUGACAAUGACAACCAUCUGUGUGGGACGGCUCUUCAGAGCAAUGGAACUCACUUCAUGUAUGAGAACACCAUUCAGGGGAAUGUGGAUCCUCAUGGUGGUCUGAUCAGCCGUCAGAGGAACCUUCAUCUGCGUUUCUGCUGUGUUUACCCUCUGGCUCAGGCCCUGUCAAUGGCUGUGGGCAUCAAUCCUCUGGAGAGCAUUUUGAGGAAGAAGCUACCGGUUGGCACUGGAUCAUAUCGUAUGAGGAUGAUCCCCUAUGAGGACGAAGGCUUCCUCUUCCCCCUCAGCACUAACAGAAACAUAGAAAUGGAAGUUGAUGAGAUGUUUUACAUAGAGGUGCGAACAGAGGGAGUGGAUCAGCACCAGUUUGCCACAGUUCUGGAUUCUUGCUGGGCCACACCGGUCAACCACCCAAGCUACCCUGUCCGCUGGGAUCUCAUUAUUUCAAACUGUCCUAAUCCAGAGGAUGGAACCGUAGAGGUGAUUCAGAAUGGUGUCUCCACUGUGGCACGUUUCUCCUUCAGGAUGUUCACCUUUACCAACCACACAGAGAUUUUCUUGCACUGCAGUGUCAACUUGUGUCUUUUGAGAAACAACAACUGCACAGCUCACUGCUAUCCAGGUCACCACACCCGAUUCAGGAGGGACAUAUCUUACCAUGACUCUGCUGCUAUGUCAAUUGGACCUCUAGUCCUCAGGGCACAACAGAACACUGGUACACUAAUCCAAAGAAAUGGUGCUCCAGGCCUUCUGACAUCAAUUGUUACCCUGAUUGUCAGUUUUCUGAUGACCAGAAUUUUGGCAAAUUGAGAUAAAAAAAGACUCAUACUUUAAAAUCUAGUAAAACUUUGUUACUUUUGAUUUUUGUUGGUGAGAGGCGUUUUCUGGGUUUUGGUAUAUACUCAUAAUUAGGUGCAAAAGAAGAAAUUUUGCAACAUCUGUGGCACCAUUGUGCUUUAAACCAUUUGUGUUUCUUUUGUGGGAUUUGCUUAAUCAUGAUUUGUUGGUUAUAUCAGACAAUGUGAACUAUUAUGUGUUGUGGGUUUUAAGGUUACAUAUAUUUAGAGCUCAUUAAUGUUUACAGUAAUACUCUCAAAGUGUCAAACUGGAUGAAAUUAAGAUUUUCUUGGGGCAUUGCAGUGCAGCGGUAGAUCGGGCGCCCCACAUACAGAGGCUAUAGUCCUCGACGCAGCUGUCCUGGGUUCGAUUCCUGACCCUGAUUUAUAGCCUUAACAAGCUAUUCACGUUCAAAUAUCUUUCAAUAUUGCAGAAAUAAAAUCAAUACUACAACAGAGAGUGAGCCAAAAUUACUCCACAGCAAUAUAAAAGACUCAGUGCUAGUCAUCACAAACACUUGAUGACGGUUGUUGCUGCUAAGGAUGGGACAAGCAGUUAUUAUGUUUACUUUUUUGUAUAAGAUCUGGUUGGUUUGAAAGCUUUUUUCCUCUUAAUAAAGAAAAUUACAAUUUAAAAA
Molecule: messenger RNA, 7480 nt
Organism: Girardinichthys multiradiatus
Lineage: Eukaryota; Metazoa; Chordata; Actinopteri; Cyprinodontiformes; Goodeidae
Product: alpha-tectorin-like
Exons: 48
Coding region: 16-6816 (2266 amino acids)
Biological process (GO): cell-matrix adhesion
Molecular function (GO): protein binding
Source: RefSeq, a predicted model, not a curated record